Camarhynchus parvulus is the source of this 2951-nucleotide messenger RNA. RefSeq names its product tectonic family member 3 (gene TCTN3). The record is from RefSeq and is a predicted model, not a curated record. NCBI's taxonomy places the organism in Eukaryota, Metazoa, Chordata, Aves, Passeriformes, Thraupidae. The transcript is spliced from 13 exons. Gene Ontology annotation, biological process: smoothened signaling pathway; cilium assembly. Bases 40 to 1575 code for a protein of 511 amino acids.
GCUGUGGCUCCGCGGAGUGUGCCGCGCUGGUGUGUGGCCAUGCGCGGGUCCUGCGCGGUGCUCCUGUCGCUCCUGCUGCUGGCGUCGCUGCCCGCCUUCAGCCCCGCGGGCGCGUCCCAGCGCUCCGGCGGCAGCAGGUCUGUGAGUCAAUUGUGUGUGGAAAAGUCACUAAUUUUCAGAAGUAAUACCCCUUAUUCUACAGACAUCGUUUCUGAUCCUGGUGGACAAGAUCCACUGUUCUGUGUGCAGUUGGAUGACCCAAAGCUGAACUAUUUUCAACAGCCACAGGAUAUCAAAGAAUCUGAUUUUGCGGAGUUCUUAGAGAAGUAUGGCAGGCACUCUUUCUUAGCACCAUCACAAGUUCAGCAAUCAUUCUCUGCUUUUUACCGCGCUGGUGAUCCAAUCCUCAUCUACUUUGAUUCAUCAUCUGUAUUGAGCGUGCUUAGACAGCCAAUACAAAUGGGAGCCAGUGGACUUUGUGUUGAUGGGAAUCCUGCUGGCUUCCUGGACAGUAAAAGCACAAGCUGUACUCGGAUUUUUGCCAACUUGAGCAAGAGCUGCAUGACUGACCCUGCCCUAGAUGCUGCUUCCUACUACCAUGACUUCACUGUGCUAAAGGUCCCAAUUAAUGACACCGUUAUGCCAUCCAUGAAGGUAAAUGUCACUGCAGUCUCACCACCUGGAGCUCCCCACAUGAAAGACAAUACAUGCAUCAAUGUUGUUUCUGAGGUGAUCUAUGAGAUAGAAUAUAGUGGCACAAGUGGGAUUCAGAGUGUUUCUGUCCAGUUCAAAGUCAUCAACAUCUCUGUGAAAUCCAGAUCCUCUCUGCAGCAGCACUUCACCAUGCACUUCUGGACCAGGACUCUUUCUCAUAUGUUGCCUAGAAGCGGAAACCCUGGCUAUAUCGCUGGAGCACCACUGUUGAUUGCAAACAGUGGUACCAAGCAACAUAUGAGCAUAUUAAGGAGUGAAAGUGAUGGAAUUUGUUCGCAAUGCCUCAGGCACACAGUACAGUUUGGAAGGAAUAUGAGAACAGGCUGCAAAAUCAGCCUAUCCCCAAUAUUGGAAGACAGUAACUGUAGUUACAUACAGCAGAAGUUAUACAAGGCUUUUCAGGGGAUGAACAGAACAGAAGACUUUGCUAUAACUGGCAGUGCUCAUUCAACCCAGGCAGAAGAGUGGAUGACCAUUCUGAUUGAGAACUGCAGUGUGGAGGCUGUGAAUUGCACUUCCUGUUGUAUGGUUCCUGUGACCCUGGAGAUACAGAUAUUGUGGACUAAAGUGGGCCUCCUGUCCAACCCACAAGCUCAAGUAGUGGGUACACGGCACUUUUACCAGUGUCAGCCCCUCAAGUUUCUAAAUACAAGCAUGGUACCUGUGACAACUAUUGUUACCUUCACUGACAUGACGGAUUGGCCAGAACCUCCACGAGGCCAGCCCCAAAUGCACUGGAAACUCCCAUUUGACAUCUUUUUUCCAUUCAAGGUAGCCCUGAAUGUAGAAAGAAUUUACAGAAGUGAUCUGGCUGGGUAUUUAUUGUUGAUUCUAAUAAUGUCUAGUAUUUUCUGCUUUUGAAAUAGAUGGAGUCUGUAUUUAAAGUGUGGUGAGUGAAUUGAUACAUUCAGGAUAUGACCCGAUGAUGGACUUUUGUCAUCAGGUUUUUAUACCAUUUCUGUGAUAUCUGUGUGCCUUCUGUUCUUGGAUUAAGCCAUGUGGGCUGCUUGUCCUCUCAUGUUCCUGUUCUUUGUAUGUGAACCAUCUGUGAACAUCAUUGCAGUGACACACUUGAGAAAUGUAGAGAUCCAGGGACAUUGCUUUAAUGAGGGACUAGGAAGAGAAUGUUAAAACUAUUAUUCCAUGUUACCAGAAACCAAGAAUGCUCUCUAAACCAGGGAGCAUGGAGAGAGAAGCAAAGUUCAAUCAAAGCAUUUUGGAGCUGCUUUCAGUUGGAGAAGCAUCUGAUUUUGGAGCCGCUUUCCUGUUGGAGAAGCAUUUGAUUUUUCUAUGUGAAACUAAUCGAACAUUUAAAAUACAGGAGCUCUCCCAGGUGGCCUGAAUUCUAUUUUGAGUAAGCAUGUGUGCCAGUCACCCCUAACCUGUCCUUGUUAGAUGACGAAAGCCGUGCCUGUGUAAGAUUUUUUGAAUCUUGCUUUUUUGGUGUCUUUUCAAAUACAGAUAUUCAAUUGAAAUUUUCAUGGUUUAAUCACUUUUUACAUUAGCAACACUGUUGCACAGAACAAAGUAAUUGUGAAUGCUCUGAAAUACAGUUGAAUUUUAGUGGUUUGUCAAAACAUCUUCCUAAUCUUUUUUUUCUCCCUGGAAAAUUUGUAGAUGUAUUGAGACUGAAGCUUGCUGCAAUGCCUUACCUCUGGCUCACUCUCUGGGACUAGGAAAUAAAUUUAUUGUUUUUGAAGUUAAAGGUGGUCUGAUUAUCUAGACUGCCCUCUACCAUCACACAGGAAAUCUGCUUAAUUGUUCCAGGAAGCUGUUGCAUGAAAGUAUAUUUUUUAGCAAAAGAUUUUAUUAUUUAUCUUCUUCAGAUGACGGAGAAAUCUGCCCCAUCUGAUGCCAAGUGCUCCAAUGGAAUCAAUAAAAGCCAAAAAUUUCAGAGCCUAGUUUUAAUAAAAUAUAUUUGUUGCUUUUGUACCUAUACUGCACAUAGCAACUCUGUUGCUUCUCCUCAUUACAAACUUUAAAAAGAAUACAAAAAUAAACUGAAAAACUAGUAAUUAGUCAGGAUAUCAAAGGAGAUAACACAAGUAAAACAAAACUACAACCGAUCUAAAAGCUUCUGGGUUAAUGUCACAUAUUUAUCUUUGUCCUUAUUUGCAUGGUUUAUUAGCUGGGAACGAAUUCUGUGCAAGUGUCUUCAGUGUCCGUUGAUUUCUAUUCUGGGGCAGCCCCACCAAGCUAGUGUGAACAUUCAGAGCUGUGUGCAUUCCAGUACUACA